Messenger RNA from Schistocerca americana (American grasshopper), 2222 nucleotides. Its product is annotated as E3 ubiquitin-protein ligase Iruka-like. NCBI's taxonomy places the organism in Eukaryota, Metazoa, Arthropoda, Insecta, Orthoptera, Acrididae. The transcript is spliced from 8 exons. The coding region runs from base 227 to 1156 and encodes 309 amino acids. Gene Ontology annotation, molecular function: ubiquitin protein ligase activity. The record is from RefSeq and is a predicted model, not a curated record.
UGUAAAUUUCCACGUGGCUGAGUUAUACAGAUAAAUAAUACAAACAAUAAUAUACUGUGAAGUUUAACAACAUGUAAAAAUCUUUGGAUAUUAUAGUAAUGGGUUGCGUUAACGCCUUACACCAGUGGUUUACGGUUGGAAGGCCUGCUGGAGAGUAAUAUAGAACCUAUAUCGUGGAACAUCGUUUUAGGUGGUGAGAAUUUAAGUCUGAAUAUAAAAUACAACCAUGGCUGAAGCAGUAGUGGAGGCGCCUCCACUUUCUAGAUUUUUUUGUCAUAAAUGCAGUGUGGAAAUAACUCCAUUGCUACCGGACUUUGUGUGUCCCAAUUGUUACUUGGGAUUCAUUGAGAGACUAGAAGAACAGCCACAAGAACCAGAAGAAGCUGAAUUUGAAAUGGAAGAUGUUGUUCCAUUGGAGCGGCUGGAAGACCGCAUCACUGAUAUUCUGAUGGGGGUUGGCCGUGGUGGCCUUGAAAGACGUGUACCUCGUGUUCGUGAAAGAGAUGGAGCAGAUGUUCGCCGACCUGGUCCUAGGUUUAGAACUCGUCAGUUGGAACCCAUAGAGCACCUAAUUCAAGAUUUCAUUGUGAAUCUAUCAGGAGUUGGGUGGGGAGCAUUUGGCGGGAGACAAGGAAAUGCACCAGUACUCUUCUUGGGAAACCCAGGAGAUUAUGCAUGGGGGCGAGAGGGUUUGGAUGCAAUUGUAACCCAGCUGUUGAAUCAGAUGGAUGGAACUGGUCCUCCUCCACUUGCUAAGGAUAAAAUUAAAGAAAUUCCCGUUGUGAUGAUUACAGAAGAUCAAGUCAGUAAAAGUCUGCAAUGUUCAGUUUGCUGGGAAGACUUUAGUCUUGAUGAACAUGUUCGCAAGUUACCAUGUGAACAUGUGUACCAUGAAAACUGCAUUAUACCAUGGCUCGAACUGCAUGGGACCUGUCCAAUUUGUAGAAAGACUCUUGGAGAAGAUAUUGAGGAGAUUUCUACUACACCUAGUAGCCCUGUAUCCAGUAUGGCCUCAAGUUUAGCUGCACUGAUACGAGCUGGCAAUGAGUCUAUGGGAGGUCGAAAUUCAUUGGGUUCAUCAUCUGGGACAUCCACGUCCAGCAGUAGUCGCAGUACUCAUCCAUCAGACUUCAACAUGGAUUUAGAAUUUGAUUAGCCUUGAAGUACCUGUUUCUUGAAUUAAACUUUAAUCCCACUCAUAAACUCAUAGCAAAUGAAGGUACUGUUGUUUGUUUAGAAAUGAAUAAAUUGGAUGUACCCAGCAAAGUGCUCAAAUUGAUGUAUAGUAGUUAUUUAUGAUAGCUCUUCCCAUAUGGAGAUGUUUAGUCCCCAUCAUUUUGGAAAGUAUACUUUGUGUGUAUCAUAAAUUUCAUUAUUAGCUUGCUUAACAUGCCUUUUUGCUGCUUGAGUAUUUGUGUGGGACAACACUAUUAAAAUUUCGUUUUGUAAGAUACUCGCUAAAUAAGUCACACUGUCGCCAAGAACAGUAACCAGAACCUGUAGCGAUUCUUACAUGAACAUGUGAGAAAUUGACAUAAGGGUGAUUGAUUUCACUUUUGAAUACUGGCAUCAUGAUGAUACAUUUACAGUAUUUAUAUUUAAAAAUAUUAUCAUUUAUGAACAUUCAGAGGAUGCAAUAAUGCUACAUUUGGACAUCAAUAAUUUGAAUCGUUUACAUGGCAGAAUAUUUCUUCUCCUAUUUACCAGUGAGUGCUGCACAAUCCCACCACUUGCUUCGUCAUACAUAGUAAAAAAAAAAGCUUCGUGAGAAUUGUCACAACAAAAAUUUACCUGAUGGUCUUACCAAACAUCAAAAAUUUUAAUUUUUUUAAGUUCAAUAAUCAGUGGAUUAAAGCUAGCUUUAAUAAUUGGAGCAUAUCUGUAUGUUUCUUUUGGCUGUAAAUAUCAGACUUGCAGAUUCAUUCACUGCUGAAACAAAGAAAGUGCAACAAACUUUUGGUUUUGGUGAGAGCCUGCUAAUUAAAGGAAUCUCAAAUCAAAUGUAGAAUACUGAGAUUUCCAUUAUUUGAAUAUAAAACAUUUUAUUAUUGUCACAGCACUUAUCAGUUAUCUGUACAUAUGGUGUAUACAGCAUAUAACAUCGAAAGUUUACAUAAGUUAAUGGGUGAAUAUUUGUAAAAUUGUCACUGUAAAAAUAUUGCUUUACUUUAUACAUUGCUUUGCUGUAACCAAAAUAAAAAUAAUAAAUGAUAUCAAACAUA